Sorex araneus (European shrew) is the source of this 2124-nucleotide messenger RNA. RefSeq names its product zinc finger and BTB domain containing 42 (gene ZBTB42). Lineage: Eukaryota; Metazoa; Chordata; Mammalia; Eulipotyphla; Soricidae. The coding region runs from base 39 to 1079 and encodes 346 amino acids. Gene Ontology annotation, cellular component: nucleus. The record is from RefSeq and is a predicted model, not a curated record. Gene Ontology annotation, molecular function: protein binding; RNA polymerase II cis-regulatory region sequence-specific DNA binding; DNA-binding transcription factor activity, RNA polymerase II-specific. Gene Ontology annotation, biological process: regulation of transcription by RNA polymerase II. The transcript has a single exon.
CGCGGCGUCGGGGCCCGGCGCGGCGAGCGCGCGGCCGCAUGGAGUUCCCGGGCCACGGCGGGCGGCUGCUGGGCCGGCUGCGGCAGCAGCGCGAGCUGGGCUUCCUGUGCGACUGCACCGUGCUGGUGGGCGACGCGCGCUUCCCCGCGCACCGCGCCGUGCUGGCCGCCUGCAGCGUCUACUUCCACCUCUUCUACAGGGACCGGCCGGCGGGCGGCCGCGACACGGUGCGGCUCAACGGCGACAUUGUCACGGCGCCCGCCUUCGGCCGCCUGCUGGACUUCAUGUACGAGGGCCGCCUGGACCUGCGCAGCCUGCCCGUGGAGGACGUCCUGGCGGCCGCCAGCUACCUGCACAUGCACGACAUCGCCAAGGUGUGCCGGGGCCGCCUCCGGGAGGACGACCGCGCGCCGACGGCCGCGCCCGCCGGCCAGAGCCCCCGCGCCGUGCCCGCGCGCCGCCCGCCCGCGCCGUCGCCCCGGGCCCCGCGCCCCGCGGCCCCGAGGGCCCCUCCCUGGCCCGCCCCGGGGGCGUGCGACGGCGCCCUGGACCUGUCGCUGAAGCCCGGCCCGAGGAGGCCGGACCCAGCGUCCCCGCGCUCGGAGCUGCAAACGCCGCCGCGGGCGCCGGACGGACGGGACGCACCGUCCGCGCCGCAGGACGGCGGCGCGCGGGCGGCCCCCCGCGGCCCCCCGCAGCCGGCCGGGGCUCCCGGGCCCCCGGGCGCGGCCGACGGGCCCCCGUGCCUGUGCCCCGGCGCGCGCGUGCUGCGGCGGCCCGUCGGCGCCCACUCCCGCGACGGCGCGGCGCCCACCUGCGCGCGCUGCGGCAAGAGCUUCUCGUGCGCCUACACGCUGCGGCGGCACGAGCGCACGCACUCGGGGGAGAAGCCCUACACGUGCGCGCAGUGCGGGAAGAGCUUCCAGUACUCGCACAACCUCAGCCGCCACGCCGUGGUGCACACGCGCGAGAAGCCGCACGCCUGUCGCUGGUGCCCGCGCCGCUUCACGCAGUCCGGAGACCUGUACCGCCACGCGCGCAAGUUCCACGGCGGCCUGGCCAAGUCCCUGCUGCUGUGACCGCGCCGGACCCCCCGCGGCGCCGGGGGAGGCGCUUCCCGCCCCCGGAGUGCCCGGCGGGGUGUCCAGAAGGAACAGGCCCUUCUGGUGGGCGGCGGCCGCAAGCUCUGCAAGGGAGGCUGGGGGGGCAGGGUGCCCGCCGCGGGCGCAGCCACGGGCCGGGAACAUGGGCCGGCCGGAGGGCGCCCCUGAGCCGGUGGCCCCAGGGACCAUGCCGUCCCCCUCCGCCUGAGAGCCCCCCACCCCCGCCCCGGCUGUGCCUGCCAGAUGAUGGGGCGCCCCCAGGCUCCUCCAACGCUGCGACUCCCCCUCCCCCGCUGGGCAGGGGCGGGUCGGCGGCUGCCAGAGAACCCAGCCACCGGGAGAGGCUGCCUCAGUUUGCUUUCAGGGCUUUGGGGGAGGCUGCCCCGUCUUUGGGGGUCCCAGAGGUGGUCGAGACCGUGGUUCUGGGACCCAGCAGAGUCCGGGUUCCGUUCCUUUCUCUGCCGCUGGCACACUUGUCCUUGUGUCUGCCCGUCCCUGUCCAGGCCCCCAGGCCCUUAGGGAUGCCCCCCCCUGGAGGUUCAGGCACUGUGUGGAGUGGGAGGCUGGCCCUCCGAGUGCGGGUCUGAGUGUCCAGCCAGUGGCCUGGCCACACCGGUGCCCACCGGUUCAUGGAGGAAACCCCGGCAUUUCCCAGGGGCUCCCGGGGGAAAGAGGCGAUGGUGGGCCAAGGCAGCUGGGCCGUCCACGCAGCGCUCUGUGAGGGUCAUGCCGGGCAGUGUCCACUCUCAGGGCACUGACUCCGUGCGGAGUGGAGGGGCCCGGGCGGUGUGUGGCGCCUCCUGCAGCCCGUGAUGACCUCUUCCCCGAGGCGGAGGCAGCUGUGGCUGUUCUGGACCUUGAGGGUGAGGGGAUGGGGUCAUUCCGUCAGUGCUGGGGCCUGCCCGUGGGGGACACAAGCCGGGGGGGCUUCGGGAGUCGGGAGCUGCUGCAGCCCUGCCCCCCUCUCCCUCCGCACCCGGUGGUGGGGGGUGACCCAGGGGCUGCUAGCACAGCCUCCCGC